AUGGGAAAUCCGAUCUCACCCACUGUUGCUGAUCUAGUUAUGGAAACGCUCUUAGAAAACGUGAUCAAAGAGAUACGUUGCGAAAUACCUGUUGUAAAAAAGUACGUGGAUGAUCUUUUCCUGGUUGUACCAGCAGACAAGGUAGAAGAGAUUCUUGACACAUUCAACCGAUAUAACAGCAACCUACAAUUCACCUGUGAGAAAGAACAGAAUAGGAGACUUCCUUUUCUCGACAUGGUUGUAAUUCGUCAACCAGACCAAUCAAUUAAGACUGAAUGGUACUGCAAGCCCAUGGCAUCGGGUCGUUUCAUUGACUACUUUUCGACGCAUCCAUUACAUAUGAAGACUAACAUGGUAAACAACUUCAUCCGUCGAGUGCGAGAAUUUAGUACAAACCUGACCAAAGAAGCUACAAACGAGAUAAUUAAACAACAGCUAAAAAUCAACCACUAUCCCACAACAUUCAUUCAUCGUUGCCUCAACAGCACUGCAUCGCGAGCCGUUGUUGUUCCAGCACAGUCACCCGAACCAAUCAUCUACAAACCGUUGAUCUACGUGGAAAAACUGACCAGCCGUUUAAAAAAGACGUUUCGGACUGAUUUUCCUAACAUCAGUUUAGCAACAAGAAACGAAUUCACAAUAAAAAAACUGUUUACAAACACAAAAGACAAUAUUCCAACAGAAAUGAAAACGAAUGUUAUCUAUCGCAUUCCGUGCAGGGAUUGUCAGGCCAGCUAUGUCGGAUUAACUUCAAAUCAGCUAAAAAAACGCAUCAGCAACCAUCGAUCGAACAUCAAGCAGAUGGAAGCGCUCAUCGAUGCAACAAGCCGAAGUAAUCCAACUAUCACCCACGAACUAAGUAACCUGAGGGAAAAAACUGCUUUACUUGCGCACUGCAUAGACACCCGACACCGUUUUGCACUAGAUGAUACCAGAGUAGUGGAUCAACAUCGUCGCCAAACAGCACUGCCGAUUUUGGAAGUUUGUCACAUAACAAACACCGACCAUACAGUCAAUAAGCGAUCAGAUGUUGACUGUCUCAGUUCCACAUACGCUGCUAUUCUACACACGAUCAAAACUACCAAAUCAAAACAACCAUCUCACUCAACACGCACACACAGAACAACAAGCAGCAACAACAGCAUACAAUAG
Sabethes cyaneus is the source of this 1152-nucleotide messenger RNA. RefSeq lists its product as uncharacterized. The transcript has a single exon. Lineage: Eukaryota; Metazoa; Arthropoda; Insecta; Diptera; Culicidae. The record is from RefSeq and is a predicted model, not a curated record. Bases 1 to 1152 code for a protein of 383 amino acids.